AUGAGCAAUGACACGCGCGCGAAAAAUAUAUCAACCUCCCAUCUGGGCUUGGACGGCACGUCAGACAAUGGUCGUACAACUCCCUCUCUUGGGCCAGAUUGCAGUUCCGAAACCGCUAGCUAUGGCCGAGCUACCACGACUCCUGGUGGGAUGUCGGACAUUGAGCCUCGUCGCCCGGAAUCCUGGAGUGUUGUAGACGGGGACGACUUCGAAAAUGAGAAUACACCAAGGAAACGACGAAGAUUAUCGUCGAGUUUGAGAGAAACACAAGCUCAGCCAUGCCAGAAUAAGCAGACAGUCUUGACGAGGACAUGGCAUGAACAGCUGGAGGAGGCAGCAACGGGUCUUGGACCCAGUACGUCAAAAGAGGCGCAAACAAGGUCUGGGCAGUUGGGAGAGGAACUGUUUUUGAGUGAUACACACCGCGACAUCCAACCAGAUGAAGCAGCCUGCACGACCAAUGUCAGUGACGAGAAGCGCGAACGCGACAAUCUCACGCCUAAAGUGUUAUCUUCCACAAAUGCGCAUCCUACUCCUUCAGCUACCGAUUCACCUACGAUGGAUCCCUUGGCAGAGGUCGAUAAGGAGAAUUCCACACCCCAGAAUAAAACCAUGCGGAUCGGCAGCAAUGGCAAACUCACAACUCUGCCCCAAUCCUCGUCCCGACAUUCACCUAGAACGAAGAAGAAAGCCCAGAGCGACCAGGGUGAUGGAGGCAGGAAAGUCUCCCAGAGUUCAAGGAAGGUUGGGGUGAAAAAUGGGAAAUUUGUUCCUUCCUUGCGGAUUGCUUUGCCAUACAGAUCGACAAAUUGUGGCCAAAAGAUCGAGGAGAUUUUAUCACAACAGCCAAGCACUUCUGGCACAGUGGCCCAGGGCCCCCCGGUCCCUUCGGCCGAUAGUGUCGCGAAAGGAGUCAAGACAACUCAUCCUUUCUUCCUGGGCAAUCUAGCUCCGAAAGCUUCGAAGCAGUCGCAUGUCAAGACCGAGGCUUCUACUGGAAGACCAGCCAUGAAUAACGAUACCAACGAAAACGCUGCAGAAGCACCGAAACCAUGGGAUGAAAUUAAAUUCUCUACAAACCGGCCGUUGUUCCAGAGUAAGGUGUUGGAAGGUAUUAGCCCUGUCUGGCCUCCAGUUUCACUGCAACUGGUUGAGCCCAGCCAUGACAGACUCAUCUCACGAACAAUUCUACCGGACCUAGCCUCAGCGCGGAAACUGAAGCAUCAGGUAUCUGGUGUCAAUCCUGCUGAGGAUGUCCUCUGGAUAUUCGCUCGUGACUUGCAGCAUGACCCUCUGGGUUUGACCUCGCCGCACUUACCCACGCGGAAGGUCAUGAGUGGGAAAGCACUGAAUGCGGAAUUGGACGCUGAACUGGGCACAGGAAGCCGACAAUCACCCCAUAUCUCAUCGUUGAAGUCACGCAUUGAACUAGACCUUAGUCCUUUUGAUAAGGGGAUUGCAGCAGGUCCCCAAAUGUGGCCGCAGGAUUACGCACCCACAUGCUGGCAGGAUGUCUUACAACCUCAAGCCCAAAUCCUCCAUGAUUGGUUGGGCACCCUGAAAGUCCACCAAAUCCAAAGCGGCAAACUUGUGCCAAAGGCGAAGGCGCAGAUCAUGAAGAAACGACGCAAGAGGCGGUCAGACGAGCUGGACGACUUCAUCGUGAAUUCCGAUGAAGAAAACGAAGAACCGAGCGGGAAAAAUGCUAUUUUGAUAGCAGGACCACCCGGCUGUGGGAAAACUGCAGCUGUAUUUGCAGUCGCGCUGCAGCUGGGCUUUGAGAUAUUCGAAAUACAUGCAGGCAUGCGGCGAAGUGCACGGGAUAUCCAAGAGAAAGUCGGCGACAUGACCCAGAACCAUCUGGUGCAACAGGCAAGCUCAUUAAGUAACCUGAGCAGAGCAUCAAGCAUGUCUCUUGACGAGUCAACCGUUGUCCCGCCAUGUUCUGGACCGCUCCCAGCAAAUCAACCAACCAUGGGCAGUUUCAUUACUUUGGGCAAGGGACGAGCAAACACUAAACCCUCUGAAGAGCCCAGCGGCAAAGAGGUCAAAGUUAAAGCCCAGAAGCAGUCCCUCAUUCUCUUCGAGGAGGUCGAUAUCGUCUUUGACGAAGACAAGGGGUUCUGGGCAGGAGUACAAUCUCUUAUCCGCACCUCGAAAAGGCCGGUUAUCAUGACUUGCAACAAUAUAGCGUCCGUUCCGCUGGACGACCUGGAUCUGUUCACAAUCUUGCACUUUGACCGCCCGGACACGGAGCUAUCUGUCGAGCGUCUCGCUUUUGCCGCUGCGGCUGAAGGACAUCUUCUCAAGCCACAAGCGCUCCAAGAUCUUUACCUCAGCAAAGGCCGAGAUCUUCGAGCUUCUCUUACUGAACUCAACCUCUGGUGUCAAAUGACGGUAGGGUCUCAGCAAGGCGGGCUGGAUUGGAUGUUACCUUAUGAGCAUGGCCGUCAAUGUUCCCAGGAGACGAGUGUGACCCGCAUUGUCAGCCAAGACACGUUUAUCAGUGGUUUGGAUCUCUAUCCUACAGAAUUAUACGACCCUGAGGACGUGAUCAAGUACUCUGAAGAGAGCCUGGGUCUAUCUCCAUUGGAUUGGGUGAAGGACCAUCAGGUUGUCGAGCAAGAGGAAAGACACCUGCAAUCAUUGGACGAUAUGUUGGCUCUUUCCGAUGCUCGAAGCGUCAUGGACGUGGUUGACACCGACGUGGCAUGUUUGAUGGCUGGGAUUAUGAUGACGAACAAGACUUUUGUUUCGGGCCAUCCUUGCGGAAAUCCUCGUGAGGAGAUUGUUCGACUCUACCUGGAACAGAAAAACAGCAAGAGUUACAAUGGGUUAUUGGUGGACAGGUCGACCAUUGCCAAUGCUCUGGGCCCGCUGAUGGAAGAAAACAGAAUCGGUCUCCCUACAAGUCCUGGCCGAAAGGCGCCAUCACUCGAUAACAUGGCCUUGUCCCUUGUCACGGAAGUGGCGCCCUACGUUCGAAUCAUCGUCGAGCACGAUCUGCGACUGGAACAAAUGCGAAAUGAGCUGGAAGGCGUGGGAGGAGGUUCGCAGACCAGUGGUAGCGGCCCGUCGAGACGGCCCCGCAAGACAAGAGCUUCUCGAGCUGCGCUUGAGGGCGGGACCAAGGCUUCCACACGUCGCGAUAGAUGGUUUCCCGAGAGUCUCGACUUUGCUGAAGUUCUCGCCUCUGCGGGUGAUGGGUGGCCCAAGGUGUUAGUCGGACUCAGACCUGAAGAAGACGCUUCUCAGGCUGGCCAGGUUGAAGCCGAAAUAUCUUCAGCAGCGGCGACUCCAGCUUCAUCCAUGGCCAUGGAAGGAGAAUAG
Exophiala dermatitidis NIH/UT8656 is the source of this 3330-nucleotide messenger RNA. Its product is annotated as telomere length regulation protein. Lineage: Eukaryota; Fungi; Ascomycota; Eurotiomycetes; Chaetothyriales; Herpotrichiellaceae. Bases 1 to 3330 code for a protein of 1109 amino acids. The transcript has a single exon. The record is from RefSeq and is a predicted model, not a curated record. Gene Ontology annotation, cellular component: nucleus. Gene Ontology annotation, molecular function: ATP binding; DNA binding; ATP hydrolysis activity.